This is a messenger RNA of Besnoitia besnoiti, 7830 nucleotides long. RefSeq lists its product as uncharacterized. The transcript has 3 exons. Lineage: Eukaryota; Apicomplexa; Conoidasida; Eucoccidiorida; Sarcocystidae. The record is from RefSeq and is a predicted model, not a curated record. Gene Ontology annotation, molecular function: protein binding. The coding region runs from base 1 to 7830 and encodes 2609 amino acids.
AUGCCGGCCGCCAUCAGGCCGCCGCAUGCAGAACCCCGCACGGGGGAUGCUGAUGGCGAGGCGUCCGUUCUCUCUGGCUCCCGUCCGUCGUUCUCUCCAUCUCGGAAGAGUGCACCACCUUCGGAGCCUUCUUUCAGUGACGUCGCUCUUCAAGGCGAGACGACCAGCAAAGACUCUUUGCAGUCUGCCUUCCUUGCGUUUCGUCCUGGUCCAUUCACGGGAGAGAGAGACACGCGGCACGGGCCUGGCCGCCUCGACGCGGAGGGUGGUGAGGGUUCUCCGUUCGCGUCAUUUCACUCCGAACCCGCGUCUUCCUUGCCUUGGUCUUUCGCCAGAGAAGCUUCUAUGGAGGAGGGUGACCUCCUCCCCCUAACCCUCUUGUCUUCGAUUUCGCCUCCCUCGCGCUUCGCGCGCUCUGCUUCCUCCUCGACUCCGCCGUCCUCCAGCGCUUCGUCGCGGGAUCUUCCUCGGCGUUUAGGAGGGCGCGACUCCCGUGGCCUGGACCUCCAGCUUCUUGGUGUGGGCGGCGCAUGCGCAGAGGAGCCUGGCGAGCCGCAGAGACAGGGAGCGCAGCUGCCAGCCAGAAAGGCACCGUGGCUGUGCGACGUGGAUACUGUUGAGAAUAGCCUCACCGAAGAGCUGCAUCGCGUGAGAUGCUGCGUCGCCGCAGGGGAGAGAGCGGACCGCGUGUUUGCGGCACCCCGCACGCCGCCCUGCCUCGAAGCCGAUUUCGCUUCCGACGAGGAGGAGGAAGAAGCGAGCAGCUUCCUCUUUACAGGACUUCGAGACCCCGCGUCGUGGGCAGAUCCAGCCCUUCCUCGCGCGGCGUUCGGCUCCCGCCGAGGAACCGAAAGCAGACGAGAGUCAGGGGAGGCCCGCCAAAGAGAGAGGCCGGUUCAAAGCGGCACGUGUGCAGAUGCCCGUUUCAAGAAUUUUGGUUCACCCCUAUCUGGCGCCGCGCCACGCCUGGCCUUCCUCAGUGCAGUUUUCGGGGGACGAGGGACAGGCAGAAUGCACCUAAGCGAGUCCGCCAAGUCGCGGCGGAGCCACUCUGCCUGCAUUGACACCGCGACGUGGCAGCAGCGUGACACUCAGUCGUGGACGGAUGCUUCGCUCCGCAGCGCGGCCCCUGGGGACUUCCGGAGUCGGACCGAGGAGCUCCGCGCAUUGACGCGAAUGGCGUACCGCCGCUUCGGAGUGAGCCGCCUGUGGCCAAGCAAGCCACGGCGCAACUUGGAUUUGCCAGACUCAGUCCUGCAUCCGUUUCCCUCGUUUCCGAUGGACUGGUCGGCGAAGAAGGGCUUCUUCGCCACCGCCCUUUUGUCGCGGCUCUACAUCGCCAACACAGACAACACCUGUGCGCCGGAGGGAGGGGCGAUUUGCCUCUGGGACGCGGCUGAGCCGCGGGGAGUCCGCGACUUUCUCGGAGGCCACAGCCUCCCAGGGGCGUCAUUGUCAGCUUCAUCCGAAUGGCCGUCGUCCCGCUCUGCGUCGCCUUCCUCGUCUCAGCCGGCGCAACGCCACGGAGAGCUCUUUUUCGCCUCGGCUGAGGGGAGGCAUGCAUCGUCCCCUCCGCGCCACUCCGCGCGGGCUUCCCAGCGCACCGCGGGCGAACCUGCGACAGAGCAGGAUGGAGGCGCGGCGGGGAGGACAUCGACUUUGUCCUCGACGGGUCGAGAGUCUCCUUUUCACCUGUUUUCGUCCUCUCAAGACUUUGCCUUCCUGUCGCAGACAUCGUCCGCGUCACCCGCCCUCAGGGCCUCCUCGCGCUCCCUGUUCUGCCCCUCGCCGGCGCGGCAGGGGACUGGAUACCCAGGCAAUUCGGCGCGCUCGUCGUCGGUGCCCUGUGCCUCUCCGUGCGGGUGCUGCCUCGGGGCUUCCGCGCCUUUUGUCGCGUCGCCGCCUCUGCUUCUCCCCGCGCCGCCGCGCACCGAAGACAGCGGCGUGCCAGCGGAGGAUACGUGGAGGGAGAGUGAGGAGGGACGAGCUUCGCAGACGCAGUCCGUUUUCGUCUCUCCUGGCGUCUUCCCGAGUGCCCGCGCAAGCGCUGACCACCAGGAUGGGGGUGAGCGCCUCUCCGCCUCUUUGCCUUCUCCGCUUUCCGCUGCUCUUCUUCACUCGCUUUCAGCGCUAGCGCCCAACCCUCUGCCGUCUCCAACUGGCGCGUCUCCCUCGUCUCUUCCCGCGCCUCCGUCGUCUCCUCUCUCGGAUAUGAACUCCGUGGCCCUCCCGCCACCUGUGGGCGACGGGCCGUCUCUCUUCUGUGCCUCGCUUCUCCCUCCGCCCUCGUCUUUCCCAGCUCCUGCGACUGGCUCACGUCCGUCCUCCUCUGCCUACGCCCCAGCCCCUGCGGCGCCCGCGAGCGCUUCCUCUUCUUCCGCGCCGCGUCUCCCCGCGGCGCGUCCGCCUCCGCUCUCGCUGUGGCCUUCGGAGGCGUCUUUGUCCGUCGCUCUCCUCUCUGCGCCCGCUUCUUCUGCGCCGUCUGCGUCUGCGUCUGCCCCCGUUCCCCCCCUCGCGGCUAGUCCGCUGGUGACGGCGGUCCGUUUCUGUCGCACCGAGGAGCUCCUUCUCGCAGUGGGCUUCGAGAGCGGCGAAGUCGAGAUUUGGGCGCCCUUCCCGGCAGUUGACAGCUGUGUCGCCGCGCGUCCCUCGCGGAUGACGCGGCCGGUCUGCGCCUCGAGAUCCGCGACCUCGGAUCCGCGCCUCUUCCGCGUGGGUGUGUCGAGCCUGUGCCACUCGAGAAGAAGGGCUGCCACACGACGCCAGAAUGGAGAAAAGACGGCAGACGCCAGGGCCCAGAGUCCGGGGCGAGACGACCGCACUCGCGCCCUCUCGGAAGUCGACAGCGUGCACGCUGGGGCGGAGGGAGACGUCGUAUGUGCGUCUCGCGGGCGACUGCAAUCAUAUGAGGCAGAGCGCCGCGGACUACCAAGCGCGAGAACGAAACCUGCUCCCAGCUCGAGGGCCUUUUCAGACGCUCCCCAGCUGCGGAGCGACACAGAAGCCUCCCAACCGUCUUCGGCGCUGCCGUGCCUGCUGUCAACGAGCCACCUUUUCUCUGGCGCGUCGUCUCGCCCUCAGACCGACGCCCGCCUUCAGACGCGUGCUGCAGCGCCUUCCGCGCCCUGUGCCGAGCCUCAACAACCGCAAGCGACGGAAGAGGGCAGCCCCGUUGUCUCCCUCGCUUGGCAUCCUUCGCGUUUGCUUCUCGCGUCAGGGCACGCGAGUGGCGUGGUUGUGCUGUGGAGGUUUGCGAGGAACACGGGCUCGGAUCCGAACGAGGCAAGAAAGGGUGAGGGGAGAAAACGAACGCGGGCGACCCGAGAGGCAGGCGACGUGCGUGGAUUCGCCGCUCUCGAAGAAGCCGCGGGGCCGCGCGCGCGUGCCGAGCUCGCUGGCAUUGAGGAAGCAGAGCGCCUGGAAUUUUUCGAGAAACAUCUCCCACGAGGGUCGUCCUCCGACGCCGAAAUCCUGACCAAUGUGCAAAUGGUCCGUGUCCACAUUUUCCGUGUGGAUUUGCUCGCGUCUUCCGCGCCUCUGUCGUCUCCUUUCCCGUUCUCUUCCGCCGCCUUGCUUGCGUCAACUGCGCUCGUCUCCUCUUCCUGCUUCCAGCCCUCUGCGGCCGCCGCCUUCUCGCGGCGCGCGCGUGCCGCUCCUGAAGGUGCUUCAUCACGGACCUGUAGAGAGCAGCGCCCUCUGCCUCUCCUGCGCGAAUGGGGCGAAGAGGCGGUAGCGGCGGCGGUCGGCGAGAGGGAGAGCGAGAGGGAGAGGGAGGAUCGUUUCACUGAAUGGCCAGUGCGCCUGGCGUGGGACGCCGCUGGAGAGAGUCUCGCGGUUGGCGGCAGCCGCGGCACGCUGAUCUUCUUCUCUCUUUCUCACCUCCUGCAGUACUUUCGCGAGGUCGAUCGCCUGACAGACCGGCUCCGGCGGCACCUGGGGGACUUGAGAAGCUCGUUUGCUCUCUCUGAGCAGCGUUGCGCGCGCCCGGCCCCUGCGAUACUCGCGUCGCCGGCGGCUGUGCCUCCAUUGACCACGGGGGCUGCGGUUGAGGAAGCGCCGUUCCAGAAAAGACUCCGACAAGGCGCGUUCCGCUUUGCGGCGGCCGCGUCUCUCUACGGUGCUGCAUACUGUGCCGAGGAAGCCCGGUCAGGGAGAGAGGGACUGUGUUUUGAGGGAAUCGUAGAGACACACGCAGACGGAGAGCGAGAGACUGCGCACGUGACCCGCCCACUUUGCUCCAUCGUGUCUCCGUCCGCACGCGCGGAGACUGCGGCGCUUCCCACUCUCCUGGUGUCGUCUUCGGCGACCAACACGAACCGCUCUUCACCUUUCUUCUCAGGCCCCUGCGCGGCGCCUUGCGCGGAAGUCGGACAGGCAGCGCCGCUGCCCCCCAGCGGCGCCCUGAUGGAAGCCAUCAAGUCCGCACAGGUCGUGUGUGGAGAGCUGCAGAGGCUGCAGAGAGCGCGAGCGAAUCUCAAGGCAGCAUCGGUGGCGGAUGCUUCAGAGGGACUCAAAGCAGGCGAAGCGCCUUCUCCCGCCUUCCCGCCGUCGCCUCUCGCGACGGUCAGCAACGUCUCCACGCGCACCGGGUCGUCGCCCCCAGACACACCCCUAGGCCUGUUGACUGGCCGCGCGGCGGCAGACCAAGAGACGGCGGCGAGGCCUGUGGGCGCAGCUGAGGCACGCGCGAAGAAGGUCGAUCACGUGGACGAGGCAGCGGCCGCCGCAAGCGCCUCGCCUGCCCAAGCCGCAUGCGAGACGAACGGACUCAGCGCCGCAGAGACGACGGAGGAACCCGGCGGGAAGCAAACGGCAUGGCCUGCGGGGGGUGGCGACGCCUCCAAGGGGCGAAACGAAACGCCCUGCCAGGCCCCGCGACCCCCGAGAGAAGUGGAGAGCGCUGCGCCGAACUCCUGUCGAGCGAACGACAGCGUCGUGUUUCAGGAUGAGAACAUCUGCAACGCGCCUCGUCUUCUCCGUCGCGUCGGCGCGUCACACGAGCUCCGCAGAAGUGCCCUGGAGGAAGAAUCCGAGGCGCGACCGCGGGGCGGCGUUUCCAACGUGGCGAUUUCCAGUCCCAAGUUUGAGUCCGGAGAGACGCCGAGGCAAGCCUCGUCGCUGUCGGAGUGUCCGUGGCAGGCGCGUGUGUCUCCGCCUGCCUUGCCGGCGCCGAGCGAGCACAACGAGCCUGCUGCAUCGGAGAGCGGCCCGCCGCAGCACCUGUGGCGGGCGUUUCAGAAGGAAGAAGACGCGCGACGCAGGGCGUUUUCUGCACAAGUGGAGAGUCUCCUCUCUCGAUUCCGCCGCGCCAAAGAGCGCCUGCUCGCCUCCUUCCUCCCUGAGCGAGCGCCUGGACAGGGGACCUGCCUCAAGCCCGACCUGCUCGUGGCCUGUGCAGUGGAGAAGAGAGCGCUGCGUCCGCCCCGAGACGGGCGGCCGGGCUGCAACCCUCCCGAGGCAGAGAGUCACGCCGACCGCGUCGCUGGUCAGCGCUUCUGCCGCGAGCUGCUGGGCAUCAAGAACGUGCUCAGCCACGCGCAUGGGGGCGGCGUGACGGCCCUCGAGUGGUGUGAGCACGACGCAGCAGUCAUCGUCUCGGCUGGCGAAGAGUUCGACGAGGCGCUCGUCCCAGAGGCCCCUCGGCUUGGGGCGGACAGAAGAGAGGAAGGCCAUGACGCGGAAACGGGCCGACAGCCCGCAAAAAACACUCAAGCCGCGAGGCGCGGCGAGGAAAGACGACCUGCAGGCAGCACGGUCGCGCUCUGGCGCGUCAGCGAGGGACACCGCUCCGGCCCCGAGCGCCUCUUCACGAUUCGGCUCGAGGGACUGGUGACGUCGUUUCUCUGGAGUCGCCUGACUGGGGAGCUGCUCAUGAGCCACGCCAGCUGCGCGCGCCCGUGGGCUCCGUCUCUGUCUUCUUACUCGCUCCCUGCUCCCUCUUCGGCCUCUUCUGCGUCAUCGUCGGGGUCCUCCUCCGCGCAUGCCGAAGGCUCACCUUCCUCGACGUCUGCCUCGACCUCACCCUUGGCGUUCAGCUUCGCGUCCGCCGCUGAGGCGGUGCCGUCCUUCCGGCGCGAACUCGCGUCUUCGCGCUCGCGGCGAAGGAUGCCGUUUUCUCCUCCCUUCUUUAGUCAGCAGCGACGCGGCGACGAGGCGACAGCAGAGCGGCGCGGCGAGCCAAGUUCAGUCGAGGUUCUUGGGGCGCGCGAAGGCCGUGAGGACGCGUGGAAGAAGGGCAGCAGCCGCGGGCGGUGGGGAGUCACCGUCUGGCGCUACGUGAACGAAGAGUCUUUCGCAGCUCUCGCGUCCUCGUCUGCUGCGUUCCUCGAACACGAGCUGCCGGCGCCUUUGGCGGCGUUUGGUCGGCAGGCGAUCCGCCCGAAGCGUGCGCCGAGAGAGAGUUCGCGACCUGCGUUUCGCCUUCCUGCGCUUGUCAAGGUCGGCGAGCUGGGGACGCCGCCGUGCCUCAAGACGCGCCCGCCGGCGUCGCCGCCUUCCUGGCUAGCGGAACCCGCUAGCCGGAACGCAGGCUUCUUCCUCCACUCUCAGGACACGCUGCUUUUCACGUCUUCCCGGCAGACGGAGGGCGACGUCGCGGAGGAAGCUCACGCGCAGGCCGAUCCUCCCGCGGAGCCAGGAGUUGAGCCAUCGGAAAGCCGCGGCAGCAGAUCCGCUGCGGCUGCUCCCACCACGCGCCCAGCGUCUCUCGCGCAGCCGUCCUCGUCUCUCCUCCUCGCCUCGGCGUCUCCUCGCCCCUCCGUCGCUCUUCCGGCCCCAGCACCUGCAGAGCCCGAGCGCGUGGGGCGCCGACCGCCGCGCCUGGCGGAGGUCGGCGACGGACUCCCCGGCACGGAGGCCCGCGACCGGCGAACGCCUAGGGGCCCCCUUCCGACCGCAGGCCCUUUGUCGCCCACGGGCUCUCUGCCGGGGGGUCCCUUCGCGUCUGAGUGGGAUGCCUUUUUGGCUGCGCGGGACGCCGGCGUGGAGUCCUCGGUGUAUCUCGAAGCGGACAACGCGAGCUGUCUGAUUCAGAGUGCGGACGGAUCGGUGAUUGCCUACUGGUCGCUGCCUACCGAACUGAUCACCGUGUGGGAACUGCCUGCGCCGCAGGCCCCCGACCCCGCGCGCACGCUAAACCGGCCGCGGGCGGUGGAGGAACCCGGCGCGGCGCUCGACUCAGACGAGGGCGACCCAGACGACGCGGGCGCGUGGGCGCUCGGCGGGGACGAUGACUCCCGAGGAGGCUUUUUGCUGGGGCGGUCGCGCCACGCCGGUCGCAGCGGCGGACAGAGGGCGAAACGAGAGAAGGAGGGGAACGCGACGCGGGUCUCGUCGGGCUCCUGCAUUGCCGCACGGCCGGCGGCUCGGAGGCCAGUGGCAGAGAGCGUGCGCUGGGGCGAGGAUCUGAGUGUGGCGUGGCUUCGCCGCGCGUCUCAGGCGGGGCGGCGCCGAGACACGCUGCUGCAUGCGGAGAGGCAGACGCCAGAGACAGAAGAAGGACACUUGAGAUGCUGCCGGAAGAGCGCAUACGAACCAGAGGACGCGAGGGAAGCCAGAAGCGAAUCGAGGUCAGGGCUGGGACCCCUUUUUAGAAAAAACCUCCUGUCGAGAAGUGUCCAGUCGCGGCAGGCAUUUUCGCUUCCUGGGUGGACGCAGAGAACCCAGAAGGACGAGGGGAAGAUCGAGAGCGCGCUGCAGCCAGGCCGGUUCAGACACUGUGCAGAGGAUGUGCAAGACGAAGACCACGAACAGGAAGACGAAGGGCACGUGUCUGAUUUCUUCCGACUCGGAGCGAAAACGGCGAGCCGCGCGCUGGCGGCCAUGCGGUGA